UUUCUCGCUCGCUGGCAGAGAGGCCGCCGCCAAGAUGAAUGACACAGUGACCAUCAGAACUAGGAAGUUCAUGACAAACAGACUGCUUCAGCGCAAGCAGAUGGUGAUUGAUGUUCUUCAUCCUGGGAAGGCCACAGUCCCCAAAACAGAAAUCAGGGAAAAGCUGGCAAAAAUGUACAAGACGACCCCUGAUGUAAUUUUCGUCUUUGGCUUCAGAACUCACUUCGGUGGUGGCAAGACAACAGGUUUUGGCAUGAUCUAUGAUUCUCUGGACUAUGCAAAGAAAAACGAACCAAAGCACAGGCUUGCCAGGCAUGGCUUGUAUGAGAAGAAGAAGACUUCUAGGAAGCAGCGAAAGGAGCGUAAGAACAGAAUGAAGAAAGUCAGGGGCACAGCCAAGGCAAAUGUUGGUGCCGGCAAGAAGGUAAGAUGAGAAUA
Molecule: messenger RNA, 438 nt
Organism: Gavia stellata (red-throated loon)
Lineage: Eukaryota; Metazoa; Chordata; Aves; Gaviiformes; Gaviidae
Gene: RPS24
Product: ribosomal protein S24
Exons: 4
Coding region: 35-433 (132 amino acids)
Biological process (GO): translation
Cellular component (GO): ribosome
Molecular function (GO): structural constituent of ribosome
Source: RefSeq, a predicted model, not a curated record